Eupeodes corollae is the source of this 3792-nucleotide messenger RNA. It is a transcript of the gene Msh6, whose product is annotated as probable DNA mismatch repair protein Msh6. Gene Ontology annotation, cellular component: nucleus; MutSalpha complex. Gene Ontology annotation, molecular function: mismatched DNA binding; ATP binding; ATP-dependent DNA damage sensor activity. The record is from RefSeq and is a predicted model, not a curated record. Lineage: Eukaryota; Metazoa; Arthropoda; Insecta; Diptera; Syrphidae. The coding region runs from base 182 to 3691 and encodes 1169 amino acids. Gene Ontology annotation, biological process: mismatch repair. The transcript has 12 exons.
CACUUCCCAAAAAUCGCAACUUUUGAAGUUUAAAAUAAUUGAUUUUUAAUUAAACCUUUAAAAAGUGUUGUUUAAACUGUCUGUCUACUCGGUGUGGUGUGUCAGUGCUAUGAGAUUUCAAAAAUCAUCCUUAUUUUGAACUGAUCAAAUUGUGUAAAACUUUAAAACAGCUUUAACAAUCAUGUCCAAACGACCCAGUGUUGGAGGCACUCCAAAAGGUAAUACCUUAUUUAAUUAUUUCAACAAAUCCCCAGCAACGUCUGCAAAGAAAAUUCCAAAAACUGAAGAAUCACCCCGUGAGUCUUCAAAGAAAAUUCCAAAAACUGAAGAAUCACCCCGUGAGUCUUCAAAGAAAUCAUCAAAAACUGAGGAUUCACCACAAAAGUCUUCAAAGAAAAUACCAAAACCUGAAGAAUCAUCCCAAAAUGGCACUAAAAUCAAAACAGAAGAAGACUCAACCGAAACUAAACCAAUUAAACGCCAAUUGGAAGUCGACUUCAGUGAUUCAGAUCAAGAGGAAAUAGUUGUACAGAAGAAAAAACGUUCCAAAGUUUCACGUAUUGUAUCUGAUGACGAAGAAGACGACAACCAUAAUGAUUCGAGUCACAAAAAUGGCCACAAAACCAUUGAACCCAAAGAGGAGAUGGAUGUCGAUGAUGAGAAACCCACGGUUUUAAUGGAAAAGCUAAAGAAUCUUCAAGAUGAACCGUCUAGAAAAACAAAGAAAGACCAAGUAAAACUCGACGAGAUUGUCAACACCGGUUCAACACUCGAUGAACCUGUUGUCUGGCUUCACAACAAGUUGGAAUUCCUUAAGCCAGAUAAAAUCAAAGACAAGAAAGGUCGACGUCCAGAUCAUCCAGAUUAUAAUCCUGGAACACUAUUUGUUCCUGAGAGUUUUCUUAAUUCUCAAACACCGGGAAUGAGACAAUGGUGGGUUCUUAAGCAAGACAACUACGAUUGUGUGUUGUUCUUCAAAGUUGGUAAAUUCUAUGAAUUCUAUCACAUGGAUGCUGAUGUCACUAUAAAUGAACUGGGAUUCAGCUACAUGAGAGGAGAAUUCGCUCAUUCUGGAGCUCCCGAAGGAACAUACGAUAAAAUGGCUACAACUUUAAUAGAACGAGGUUACAAGGUGGCUCGAAUCGAACAAACAGAAACCCCAGACAUGAUGACCGAGAGAUGUAAGAAGCAAGGUAAAACUACUAAAUUCGAUAAAGUUGUGAAGAGAGAAAUCUGUCAGAUCUCGAACAGAGGAACUCAGAUCUACGGGUCACAUUACUGCCAAAUAACUCCCAAUUAUCAGCCAAACUAUAUGCUCUCUGUUGUUGAAAAGAAUGAAGGUCCUACAAGUAAAUAUGGAAUCUGUUUCACUGAUACCUCAAUUGGAGACUUUUAUAUGGGUGAAUUCGAAGAUGACAAAAGUUGCUCUCGUUUCCUAACUCUAGUGUCUCAUCAUUUUCCUGUUUUGAUUGUUUCUGAAAAGCAAACACUCUCAUCCCGCACCCAACAAAUCUAUAGAACUGUACUCAGUGGUGUUCUCAAAGAAUACCUUCCAUCUGGCAGUCAGUCGUGGACUGCUGAAAAAACUCUUAAGCAUUUAGGUGAAACGUUGUAUACGAAGUCUGGAAAAGAUUGGCCAAUCUUGAUCAAAUCAAUGCAAGAUGAGGGCGACCAUCUGGGUCUUACUCCUAACGAAUACUAUAAGCUGGCAUUAAAAGCACUGGGAGGCUGUAUCAACUAUCUCAAACGAUGUCAUCUCGAAGAGAAGAUCAUGCCAAUGGCGCGAUAUCACUUAUAUGUUCCACCAGACAUGAUCAACAAAUCCAUUGAAAAUGCCAAAGCACCAAAGUCCAAUGCCAAACAAAGCCAAAUGAAGAACCACAUGGUACUUGAUUCCAUAACGUUGUCCAAUCUUAGAAUCACCGGAGAAGAACACUCACUCUGUAGCACUCUUGAUCAGUGUUGUACGAAGUUUGGGAAACGUCUUCUCCACAAUUGGGUCUGCUCGCCCAGUUGUAACAUCGAAAUCAUUCGUGAACGACAAAAUGCCAUAUCUGACUUGAUGUCUACCGAUGAAGUUCUCAAGGAAGCCAGAGCUCUCCUUGCUACACUGCCUGAUUUUGAGAGAUAUUUAGCACAAAUGCAUAUGUUUGGAAAUAAGUUAGUGGCUGAGAAACAUCCCGAUGGACGAGCUAUUUUCUUUGAUGAGAAAAUCUAUAACAAGAAAAAGAUUCAGAAUUUCAUCAAUAUUUUAAAAGGAUUUGAGGCUGUACAACAAAUUCCAGAGAUGUUCAAAAACUGUGAGUCAAGUUUGAUUAAGCGUUUAUCACAAAUGGAACCCGAUGGAUGUUUUCCCGAUUUAAAGAAAGUUUUGAAGUUUUUCAAAAAAGCGUUUGACCACGAAGAGGCUCUCAAGACAGGUGUCAUAGCUCCCGAGAAGAAUGUCGAUGCCGAGUUCGAUAAUAUCGAAUCAAGAAUCGAUGAAAUCAAUAAGAAACUACAAGAAUACCUCGUAAAACAGGAAAAGUACUUUGGCUGUCGUUUAAGUUAUUUUGGAAGCGACAAGAAACGUUUCCAACUCGAAGUUCCCGAAAGUCAUGCCAGAAAAGCCGGUAAAGAUUAUUUCCUGGAAGGACAGAAAAAAGGCACAAAACCGUGUCGUCGAUUCCAUACCGAUGAAACAAAGAGCUUCCUUAAACAAAUGCAACAAGCUGAAGAUGAUAGAAACAACGUUCUCCGUGAUUUAUCGCGAAGAGUCUUUGAGAAAUUUUCAAAUCACUACGACUUGUGGAAACAAUGUCUCGACAACGUGUCCACUUUAGAUGUCCUAUGCUCCCUUGCCGAAUAUGCUCGAUGCCAGAAUUUUAUAUGUGUUCCGGAAUUAGUGGAAGAUGCUGAUACGCCAUUCAUUGAAAUCGAUGAAGGUUAUCAUCCUUGUGUGGCGAGCGAGUCUUAUAUUCCAAAUGGUAUUGUAUUAGGAGCAUCUGGAAAUGCUCCAUUGUCUCUGCUAACUGGGCCAAAUAUGGGAGGUAAGAGUACGUUGAUGAGACAAAUCGGGCUUCUUGUGGUUAUGGCACAGAUUGGAUGUCACGUUCCCGCUCAAAGUUGUAAACUAUCGCUGGUUGAUAGAAUAUUCACUCGAUUGGGUGCUCAAGAUGACAUUCUUUCUGGUCAUAGUACAUUCCUGGUGGAGCUUAAUGAGACUUCAUUAAUUCUUAAGCAUGCUACAGUUAACAGUUUGGUUCUUCUUGAUGAAUUAGGCCGUGGAACUGCAACUUAUGAUGGUACCGCCAUUGCAGCUUCAGUCGUUAACUUUUUGGCGAAUCUUAAGUGUAGGACACUCUUCUCUACACAUUAUCACAAUUUGAUUGACUUCUUCCAUCAAGACGAUCGUGUUGUCUUGGGCCAUAUGGCAUGCAUGGUAGAAAAUGAAGAUACCGAAGAUCCAACUCAAGAAACUGUUGUUUUCUUAUACAAAUACACAUCAGGAGCAUGUCCAAAAUCGUAUGGUUUCAAUGCUGCUAAAUUGGCGGGAAUGUCACAUUCGAUUAUAAAAAGAGCUUUUGAGCUUUCUAAAAAAGUUGAAGCAAUUGCUUUGAGGAGAAAAAUUGCUUCAAAAGUUAUGGCAGGAGCAGAUACCUCAUCUAUUAAGAAUCUAAUUGUCCAAUUGAAUACUUGUAAAGUCCAUUAAGUCACUACUUUGUAACUUCCUAUUUAAUUAUUUUCCUAUUGUGUAACCAGUGUUUUUUUUAUGUUGUUAUGAAAUAAAUUAUUUUUUUGUUUCUAUGUAAA